This is a messenger RNA of Letharia columbiana, 396 nucleotides long. RefSeq lists its product as uncharacterized. The transcript has a single exon. Bases 1 to 396 code for a protein of 131 amino acids. NCBI's taxonomy places the organism in Eukaryota, Fungi, Ascomycota, Lecanoromycetes, Lecanorales, Parmeliaceae. The record is from RefSeq and is a predicted model, not a curated record.
AUGGAUCUCGGCUAUCCACAUAAAUAUGCUUGCCUCCCUCACUACCUGGCGAAAAGUAAGAACGUCGAGUACUUUCAUUUUCUUUCCAAAAUCCCAAAAACUCAUAGACAUCUAGCCCGACGGCCGCUUCUACAUCCUACAUGGCGACCGAACGCUCUACAGCGACCUCCCACCAUCCGAGGCAUCGCUAUGGGCCUCGCGGCUGAUUCCACAAUCGUAUCGGGUGCAGACCACCAAGCUCACUCGCGCCGCCUGGCGCUACAUUCCCUCCACCUAUCUCAUCUGCGAGAACGAUCAGGCCGCUCCCCCUCAGUACCAGGAGAUGUUCGCCGCGAGCGCGAAAGCGCAGGUGGAAAGGUGCAGCUCGGGACACUCGCCGCACCUGAGCCAGCCUGA